UGAGCUCACUUCCGUGUAUUCUUUAUUCGACGGACGCAUGCUUCCGUCUCCAUUUUCAUAAAGUCAAGGCGCCGCGACAGAAGCACCUAUCCGCAGUUGUCAGUAGCCGUGCGCUAUAGCAGCGAGUGCUCUACAUGCGAAGAAGUGGAAAUUAAACUGGACUAUUUCUCCUUCUGUUUAUUAUUUUUUUCUAUCCACUCAACGCUUGAUUUUUAAUUGCACAUUUUGCAUUACGAACUGAUUUUAAACUCAAAAAUGGAGAAUCAAGAAAGCGAGUAUCUCCCGGAGCUUCUCGCGGAGAAGGACAGUAUGGAUGUCUCGUUUACGCACGCUAUGAAACUUUUAUCUACAGAAAUCGAGAGAAUCCAGAAAGGUGAACCCAAGAAGGAAGGAGGAGAUGCGUAUCUGGACCUUUUCACCGUCAAGAAUAUCAAACUGAAGGAACGUGUGCUCAUACCCGUCAAACAGUAUCCGAGGUUCAACUUUGUGGGGAAGAUUCUUGGCCCUCAGGGCAACACAAUCAAACGCCUUCAGGAAGAGACUGGGGCCAAGAUCUCUGUACUUGGCAAAGGCUCCAUGAGGGACAAAGCCAAGGAGGAGGGUCUGAGGAAAGGUGGCGAGGCCAAGUACGCACACCUGUCUAUGGAGCUGCAUGUCUUCAUCGAGGUGUUUGCCCCCGUGCCCGAGGCUUACCUACGUAUGGCGCACGCCAUGGAGGAAGUCAAGAAGUUCCUGUUUCCUGAUAUGAUGGAUGACAUCUGUCAGGAACAGUUCAUGGAGAUGGGUUAUUUGAACGGGGGCCAGGAGCAUGGGCCAGGGGUCCCACGAGGCAGAGGAGGACCACCGGGCCCAAGGAGCCGAGGAGGGCCUCCGGGACAACCAGGGGCACCCAGGGGUAGGGGUAUGCCCCAACGUGGAGGUACCACCAGGGGAGGUCCAGCCAGAGGCGGGGUAGCGAGGGGGGCACCAGCAGGAAGAGGAACCCCUGCCAGAGGGGCAACAGCACCCCGAGCCAGACUCACUGCCCCUGGUGGGCCUCCAAGAACCCUUCCUCCCCCCCACCAACACGCCCCAGCACCGGAACAAUAUGAGGAAUACGCCUAUGAUGAGAGCUACACUGAGCCAGCGUACGAGUCAUACGACAGCUACUACAGUCAGCCACAGGCAGAGCCAGAGUACUACGACUACGGACACGGAGAAACACAGGAAGCAUACGAAGCCUAUGCCCAGGACGACUGGAACGGGACCCAGAGAGGGGCGCCGGGGGGUAAGGCCCCUACUGCCAGAGCGACUAAGGGCCCUUACCGAGAACACCCCUAUAGACAAUACUGAACUCAUCACCGUGCCAACGCCUAGCGACCAACGCUACCACCGUUAACGCGUUGCCCGACAACCAACCAUCAACCUGUCUACCACGGCAGCUCUUGCUCUAAGCAACCCUCGACAAAAGUAAUUGUCCGUUUUUUGUUUUUGGUUUGGAAUUUUCUACACUGGACUUUUAUGAGCCGAAAAUCAGGAUCAUAACUGAUCGAAGCUGAUUUGAUAUUUAAUUCAGACCGUAAAACAAUUUUUUUUUUUUGGGGGGGGGGGUUUGAAGUUUUAGUUGAUUUCUGGUUUUUUCUCUGACCCUGUCUCCCUCUUGGCUUUUCUUUUGCACUGUUGACCUUUUUAAUAUUUGGAUUUAAACUCACUUCUAGUGGAGUUAGACGACUUAUCCACAUGUUGUCGUCUUUAAAGGGACAUUUCCAAAACGCUCUACUUCAUAUUCAUUAUCUCCAGGUCAACAUCAACAUAUGUCAACACGGUACGUUUCUACGUUUAUGUAGUUUAAAAAAAAUAACUGUUUCCGAUGACGACAUCGGUGUGCAACUAAUUGGUUGAUGUUAUCUUCUUAUUUUCACAAGUAUUAAUGUUGGUUCUGGAGAUGAUGAAUAUGAAGUAGAAUUAUUAUUAAUCAUUAUUUUGUUUAAAACUAUUACUUUGAGGGACAGUUGCAGAUUCCCAUUUAGGCUACAUUUCAAAGAUUUUUAUUUUAUUUUUUUAAAUAUAGCAAAGUAAAAGAAACAAACACUGUUUCAAUUAUGUAAUAUAGACCAAACAAAAAACGCCAAAGGUCAAAGGAAACAGGAAAAACAAACAAAUGUUAAUGGAAUUUGAUUUAGUAAUCCCAUUUGUUUUAAAUAGUUUUUAAUUAAAAGUUGUCAAUGUAGACUUUUUUUUUUUUUUAUAUACUGACAUUUUCUCAUUGUACAUUUAGAGUUUUGAAAUAUAGGCCUGAUUAUCCCCUGUUGAGAUGGACUGUUCUCACAUACUACUUUUUAAUUUUUUUUAAAUUAAAGUUGGUUCAACAGUAAGUUCAUUUUUAUUAUGUCUCUACAGUCUGUCUUUUCUUUUUUUUUUAUAAGUAGGAUACGGCCUUAGAUCGGCCUCAUGUCAUGAUAAAUAAUAUCACGUGUCAGUACAGGAUCUUAUUGGUUGAAUCUGAUUCUAUAAAACUGCAUGUAAAAACGAUGCAAUGAAGGAUUGGGACAAAAAUCUACACAUGAAAGGGAGAUCCUGCAGCUUUUCAAUCUGAUCUCUUGUACUUUAAAUCAUCCAAAUUGCACAUCCACUAUUCUGCCACUGGUAUUAAUUAAAAUGCAUUAUGCUCUAUGUGUAAGACUUGCCCAAAUAGGUAACUACAAAAUCUGUCCAAAAGAUGUUUUUGCAGAAAUUUGUCAAUAAAGACUAGUUUGUUUUUUUAUGAAACUUCCCGUAA
This is a messenger RNA of Oncorhynchus kisutch (coho salmon), 2758 nucleotides long. RefSeq names its product KH domain containing, RNA binding, signal transduction associated 1b (gene khdrbs1b). Bases 256 to 1332 code for a protein of 358 amino acids. Gene Ontology annotation, cellular component: nucleus. Gene Ontology annotation, biological process: regulation of alternative mRNA splicing, via spliceosome. Gene Ontology annotation, molecular function: mRNA binding; poly(A) binding. The record is from RefSeq and is a predicted model, not a curated record. NCBI's taxonomy places the organism in Eukaryota, Metazoa, Chordata, Actinopteri, Salmoniformes, Salmonidae. The transcript has 9 exons.